Molecule: messenger RNA, 715 nt
Organism: Colletotrichum navitas
Lineage: Eukaryota; Fungi; Ascomycota; Sordariomycetes; Glomerellales; Glomerellaceae
Exons: 2
Coding region: 378-695 (105 amino acids)
Source: RefSeq, a predicted model, not a curated record
CCCGGACACGUUUAUUACACGCGUGGAGAUGGAGGGAAAGCAGAAGAGGAUUGAUAGUCUUUUCUAGACAGUGGUGUUGUGUAUUCAGGGGACCUUUUCGAGAAUAAAGAAUAUCUACUACUACAACAAGUGAAAGAAAAGAAGCUCUCCUCUUCCAUCAUGAUGAUUUUCCUCGAGUGUCAGAGGCACGUUUCUGGGGUCGAAAAGGUCCCCUGAAUAAGCUGCGGGAAUGUGUUGAAGGAAGAGGGAAGGAGCGCUGUAAAACGUAACCUCCGCGACUGCCUUGACUGGAUAUCUGGGCGAUACCGGAGCUCUUCGUCUCUUCCUACCACAAAGCUGACUUCUCGCCUCGAACCAAUACACGACGAACCCCAAAGAUGAAGACCAAACUCCGCGCCUCCAGCCCCGUCGAGGUCGUCAAUCCGCUGCUCAACCCGCCGCCGCAAAUCAGCCGCAAGUACCAAGGCGCUCUCAGACGCCUACUUCACGCAAAGAUCGGCGGCGUGCGCGAGGAGGACAAGCCGCUGAUUCAGUUCAUCAUGCCCACCAUCAUCCGUGCCGCCAACGAUCCCCUCAUGCCGGACCCCGAUCGCUUCUACCAGGACCCCGACUACGUCCCUGACUACAAUAGCCUUCUGCGGCUGGUGCAGCAAUUGCGGGCUUGGUAUGAUGUCCGGCCGUCCUUCUGGAGAUGAAGGAACGGAAAGUCCUAUCC